Cicer arietinum (chickpea) is the source of this 1176-nucleotide messenger RNA. Lineage: Eukaryota; Viridiplantae; Streptophyta; Magnoliopsida; Fabales; Fabaceae. The record is from RefSeq and is a predicted model, not a curated record.
ACAUGGAACUGGGCUUGGACCUAUAAACAAAUGAAAAAGAAUACGGGCCAACGUAAGAGGGCCCGUUACAUUACAAAGAUUUAUUUCCACAUAACACAAAGCAUUAUCUUCCUCGCUCUCAUUUGCGCAGACAAAGAAAUUAGGGUUUGUGUCACGUAGCAGCAAUGGCGCCGGCGAAGCAGAGAGCACCUAGGGUCACCAGAAACCCUGAAUUGAUUAGGGGUAUUGGAAAGUACUCCAAAUCCAAGAUGUACCACAAGAGGGGUAUCUGGGCUAUUAAGGCAAAAAACGGCGGCGUUUUACCUCGCCAUGAUCCUAAACCUAAACCCGAAUCACCUGCUGAGAAACCACCAAAAUUUUACCCCGCUGAUGAUGUGAAGAAACCCCUUCGCAACAAGCAUAAGCCUAAACCUACUAAGCUCAGGGCCAGCAUUACUCCUGGGACAGUGCUGAUUCUUCUUGCUGGUAGAUUUAAGGGAAAGAGGGUUGUGUUUUUGAAGCAGCUUCCUUCUGGGUUGCUUCUUGUAACUGGUCCUUUCAAGAUUAAUGGAGUUCCUUUGAGACGUGUAAAUCAGUCCUAUGUGAUUGGUACAUCGACCAAAGUAGAUAUUUCUGCUGUUAAUGUUGAUAAAUUUGAUGACAAGUACUUCUCCAAGGAAGCCCCUAAAAAGAAGACCAAGGGAGAAGGCGAAUUCUUUGAGGCAGAGAAUGAGGAGAAAAAGACAUUGCCUCAGGAGAAGAAGGAUGACCAGAAAACUGUGGACUCCGCUUUGCUAAAAGCCAUUGAGAGUGUUCCUGACUUAAAGACUUAUCUUGGUGCCAGGUUUUCUCUCAAGUCAGGCGUGAAGCCACACGAGCUAGUCUUCUAGUUUGGAGAAAAGAGGAAUAUUAUGCUUGUGUUUUUUAUAUAUUUUUUGGAUGGAAUUUGGUUCAUAUAGUGGCACUUACUUAACUUUAAGAGCUUACAUUAAUAGGAUUUGGAAUUCUAUUGGAGAUAUUCCUUCCUGCAUUUUUGCUAUUUUGAACUUCUUUAAUGAUUUUAUGAAUUUUAAUUUAAUCUUUAAGUUUGUUAAAGAAAAAUAUUGAGGACGGAAGGAAAGCAGAUGGAGUGUUUCCCUCUUAUGUUUGCAAAAAAUAUAUUCUCAGUGCUGUAAUAAGAACUGGAUUAUGGAGAGA